Strongylus vulgaris is the source of this 339-nucleotide messenger RNA. The record is from the annotation of a GenBank genome assembly. NCBI's taxonomy places the organism in Eukaryota, Metazoa, Nematoda, Chromadorea, Rhabditida, Strongylidae.
AUGCAGAGGAAUAAAGCAUACCGCAAUAGGCGAAUCUCAAAACAAGCCGAGGAACUUACCGGUCAGGAUUUGGUAGACUACGUAAAUCGUAAGCAAACUUUGUGGAAGGCAAAGAAACACCAUCGUUUUGGCAGCUACCCAGAUCGCACCAAAUGGGGUUUAAUGGGUGUGAAUCAUGUUCGAUUGUCCGUUGAGGCAAAGAAACAUCUGUCCCACACUAAAGAUUUGGAUAUAGAUAUCCCAGAAAGCUUUGAUUCUCGAGAAGCAUGGCCACAGUGCCAAUCUAUAAAGGCUAUUCGUGAUCAGUCAAGUUGUGGUAAGUGUUACGGUAUACGCUAA